UAUUAGCGUACGGUCACAUUGUACGGAAUGUGAUAAUAAGUUGAUAUUUUGUUUUGAAUAAUGUCAUUACUGUUGGGCGCCUGCCGGCGAUUUAAAUAUGGGUACAUGCACACGAGAUAUGCCUCCACAGAAGUGGCAGCAGCAGCUACAGCUGCCGCACAGCUCUCCAAUGCCAGCGGCAUGGUCGGCUUCUGGCAAACACUAUCGAACAGCACGCCGGUGGCCUAUAUACAAGAUGCAUUGAUCCAAAUACACGAUUAUAGUGGCUUACCCUGGUGGUCCGCUAUAGUGUUGUCCACAUUUCUGUUUCGCAGCGUUGUGACGUUGCCUUUGACCAUUUAUCAGCAUAGGAUCACAGCACGCAUAGAAGGCAUUGCCCUGGAAAUGCCAGCAAUAGUGGAAGAGCUCAAAAGAGAGGCGGCGAUGGCCAAACAGAAAUUCAAAUGGAGCGACAAGCAAACGGCAGUUGUUUACAGGAGAUCGAUCAAGAAACAAUGGCAGAAACUCAUUAUACGAGAUAAUUGCCAUCCCAUGAAGACAAUCAUUGUGUUGUGGGGACAAAUACCUUUGUGGAUUUGCCAAUCGGUUGCCUUGCGGAAUUUGGUUUAUAUGCUGCCCGAUCCUACAUCGUUGAAGGCCCAAAUCGCGGCAACAGAGCUAACCAUUGGGGGCUUUGGUUGGAUUCCCAAUCUGACAGUUGUAGAUGGAUCUUAUAUACUGCCUGUUGCACUUGGCCUCAUCAAUUUGGCCAUCAUAGAGGUGCAGACAAUGACGCGUACGCGUCCUCAAACACGUCUGCAGAACAUAGCUAAUAAUGUCUUUAGAGGAUUGAGUGUACUAAUGGUGCCUAUUGCUUGUACUGUGCCCUCAGCCCUUUGCGUCUAUUGGGUGGCUUCCAGUUCCUUCGGCUUGGCCCAAAAUCUGCUGUUGCUCUCGCCGGAAGUGAGGCGAGCUGUGGGAAUUCCCAAGACGCAAACGGAGCUCGAGCAGCCGUACGAUCAGCUCUGGCUGAAGAUACAAAAACGGGCAAGAAUAUUAGAAGAGAUGUCUGCUGACAAGUCGACCAACAAGUGAGCGCCAUGAGUCUUAUAUAUAGUAUAUUGUAAAUAUAUAUAUUCAUUCUGUUAAGUUUGCCUAGUUCGUUUAUUUGUCAUGUAAAUAUAAAGAGUUUGUAAACAAA
Drosophila mojavensis is the source of this 1180-nucleotide messenger RNA. RefSeq names its product cytochrome c oxidase assembly protein COX18, mitochondrial. NCBI's taxonomy places the organism in Eukaryota, Metazoa, Arthropoda, Insecta, Diptera, Drosophilidae. Bases 61 to 1074 code for a protein of 337 amino acids. Gene Ontology annotation, cellular component: mitochondrial inner membrane. Gene Ontology annotation, molecular function: membrane insertase activity. The transcript has 2 exons. Gene Ontology annotation, biological process: mitochondrial respiratory chain complex IV assembly; protein insertion into mitochondrial inner membrane from matrix. The record is from RefSeq and is a predicted model, not a curated record.